This is a messenger RNA of Suillus subaureus, 799 nucleotides long. RefSeq lists its product as uncharacterized. The record is from RefSeq and is a predicted model, not a curated record. Bases 498 to 752 code for a protein of 84 amino acids. Lineage: Eukaryota; Fungi; Basidiomycota; Agaricomycetes; Boletales; Suillaceae. The transcript has a single exon.
GAUCCAUGCUCCACUCGUGAUCAACGGUCAUUCUGUUUCAAGUUCGCAACGAUAGUGAUGUUGGCAUCAGUUGUCCUUGUCUGCGGGUGGAGGGAGAACAUUUACGUAAGCUUAUCUUAACGACUUCUGCAUACAAUGUGAAGAAUUUCAAGUUCACGAUCAACUUUAUUCCCUUCUGUGGACGCGCAUAUAUCAUACGAUUGGCCUGAGACCUGAUGCCGAACAUACUGCAUGCUGAAAAGAUACCCUACGAUGAUGGUAGGAAAGUCAUAAGGAAUUACAUGCGACAAUAAACGAAUGAACAUACAGCUAAAAUGAACUUCAAUGAUGACCAUCUACGCUUUGAAUGGACACACAACAAAUCCAGAGCAUGAAACGAGUGCGAAAUCCAGAGUCUAUAGUGAUGCGAGGACCCGAGGUUGUUCCCGUUGCCUCGGCGAUACCAGGGACGGCGGAUAGUGUCGAGGUAUUAGCAGUCGGAGGCGGUUGCUGUGACGAUGAUAGUGUGCUUUGUGUUGUCGUGCUGUGUUGCUGCGUGUUACGAGUAUUGGAAGGUCGAGACGAGAUGGCGGCUGGUUUCUUUCUCGCGUGAUAGUUCCUCUGUACGAAAAGAGUCAAUGGUGAAGAAGAACGAGAAUGUAAAAAAUGUACAGGCUUUGCCCAUGUGCAAGGGACCUCGACCUCUCGCAACUGAAUGUCCGAUCCAUCUCGUCUGCGUAGUAUACCAGAUACUAGGUUUCGAAUCGAGCUGAGAGGUCGUGAUCGGGAUUGGAUGUCGCGCUCAUUUGCCCCAUGUGGC